GAACGGCUGCGUGGGGCGGGACUUAUCCCUAAACAGCCGCUUCCUCGUUCGCAAUGCUUGUCCUGGACGCUGAACAUCUUUCAUACAAAUAAAACACAUAAUUAGUAAAAAAGCAGCGGAUUUAUAAACAACCGCAGCUGAGCGAGACACCGCGGCGAUGGGUUUGUUGACCAUUUUGAAGAAGAUGAAGCAGAAGGAGCGGGAGAUGAGGCUGCUAAUGCUAGGUCUGGAUAACGCGGGAAAAACGACCAUCCUGAAGAAGUUUAACGGGGAAGACGUCAGCACCAUCUCCCCGACACUGGGCUUCAACAUCAAGACGGUGGAGCACAAAGGGUUUAAGUUGAAUAUUUGGGAUGUAGGAGGUCAGAAGUCUCUGCGCUCCUACUGGAAGAACUACUUUGAGAGCACAGAUGGGCUGGUGUGGGUGGUGGACAGUGCAGACAGACUCCGACUGGACGACUGCAAGCAGGAGCUCAGUGCGCUGCUGCUGGAGGAGAGGUUAGCUGGUGCAACACUGCUGGUGUUUGCCAACAAACAGGACUUACCAGGAGCCCUGUCAAAAGAAGCAAUACGAGAGGCCCUGGCACUGGAUAAGAUCAAAAGUCAUCACUGGUGUAUCAUCGGCUGCAGUGCAGUAACUGGAGAGAAUUUGUUAACCGGAGUGGACUGGCUAUUAGACGAUAUCGCUGCGAGGAUCUUCACCACUGACUGAGUCGGAGCGUUAUUGGACUAGCAAAAGUUGUUUCAUCAGCUGCUGUGACAUCUGUGCAGUCUGUACCCCCCCACUACAGGACUCUGACCUGGCUUUGAGAUUUUUAGUUAAAGUUGAUUUGAUGUUAAUGGCUCAAUUAACCAGUAUGAACUUGUUUACAGUAUGCAAUCUAAUGACUGACAAACUUCCUUGUACUUUGUGGAUUUGUCAGCUGAUGUGCCUCACUAAAGAUUUAAUGUAAACCCUCAAA
This is a messenger RNA of Larimichthys crocea (large yellow croaker), 962 nucleotides long. It is a transcript of the gene arl2, whose product is annotated as ADP-ribosylation factor-like 2. Bases 158 to 712 code for a protein of 184 amino acids. The transcript has 5 exons. The record is from RefSeq and is a predicted model, not a curated record. Lineage: Eukaryota; Metazoa; Chordata; Actinopteri; Sciaenidae. Gene Ontology annotation, molecular function: GTPase activity; GTP binding.